UACUUCUAAAUCUACUGAUGAACUUCAACAAGCCUCUGGAGUCAAUGUUUCAAAGCAUCGUCACCAUGGGGUAAAAAUAUUUCACAUGCUAUUAGUUAUACACAAUAUCUUCUUUAACCCACACGUGAGCUAUCUUUUAUUCAUAAGAGAACACAAGUCGGUUUCCACGGUUUCCAUGGAUAGCGUUUAUUAAAUAUUAAAGCAUGUGGUGUCGAAUUGACACCCUCGUGCCACAAGCCCUUUAUCUGAAGAUCAGACAGACUUUUAAUGUCAGGGCAAUGCACUUUACCCCGGCACACUCUUCAAGGUAAACAGAAAUUGAAUAAUGAAGUUUUUUGACUGCAAUAUGGAGCGUCGCACAUCCAGCGCUGAGGAGGACCGAGCGGAGAGGACAGUGCGGUUCCGCGUGGCGUCGGCGCGCAGCGGUCGCGUCCUGAAGGAGGUGUUCAGAGAGCACGCGCUCGAAGACUCCGCGGACACGGACACCACCGCGAGCUCAGAGCCGGAGCGCUCCACCUCGCCCGGCAUCACGGAGGCCAACAGCCACCUGAGCGGCCUGAUGGGGCCAGAACCGGAGGACAGCGGCGGCGAACCGGACGAGCUGCUCAUGUACGCUAGUGCAACCAAGGAGAAGCUUUUCACCGGAAAACGCGUGAACAUCUUCAGUAAGAACGGAACUAUUCGGGGCGUGAGAGAUAAAGUCAGCGCGGGACAGGUGUUGUUUAACAACCUGACCAAAAUGUAUGGGGAUUCCCUUAUUAUGAACCGGCCUAAAAGACCAUGAGAUUCUGUCUGAAAACAGCCCUGGAUGUCCUGCAGCAGAGGAUGCUGGGUCACACAACAGGACGUCACCCUGGGAUGUGCAACAGGGUUGAGUGUGUGAAAGUGGUGAUCAGUGGCCAAUGUUUUUAAGUGCUUCUCAAUAUUUGUGUAUAUUGUAGUUCUGUAAAUAUAUUUUAUAUUCACUUUUUGCAAAAGCAUUUUUGAAAAAAUGAACCGAAAAUAUCUGUAAAGUCAAAUGGUUGCUUGGAAUGUUCUCUUUGCCUAUGUUUGAUGUGCCUUUUCUUUAUGACCUUUCAUUGUUUGUGCUGAAAUUAUUG
Molecule: messenger RNA, 1100 nt
Organism: Cyprinus carpio (common carp)
Lineage: Eukaryota; Metazoa; Chordata; Actinopteri; Cypriniformes; Cyprinidae
Product: glutaredoxin domain-containing cysteine-rich protein 1-like
Biological process (GO): sensory perception of sound
Source: RefSeq, a predicted model, not a curated record